CGCUCCAUAGUUGUAAGAUUUUCAAAAUCGGCAAGAUACAAUUUCCCAACAUCUGUAAUUCAUUGAGAUGCGUAAUAUACCAACUGGUCGUUUAUUACUAAUUUGUUUUUGUUCAUUUGUGUUUCCUUUGCUGCUGUUGCAAAUAAUGGAUUAUAAUUCUAAGACCGAUCAAUGGACAUUAUAUUCAAGUGUUGAUCCUCGAAAUCGAAGGCAAAUGGAAAUAAUAUUUAUUGGAGGAAUGCAUCGCAGUGGCACAACGUUGCUAAGGACAAUGCUUGAUGCCCAUGCUGAUAUUAGAUGCGGCCCUGAGACUGUAGUAAUACUCAACGUACUGGGGGUGAGAGAGGCAAUGGCAAAUGAUCCAAUGAUAGUUUCACACCUUUCCAAGACGGAACUAUAUCCUGAAGUUACUGAUAAUGCUGUUGCACAAUUUAUUCUGGAAAUAAUAAUUCGUCAUGCGCCACCAGCUACUCAUUAUUGCAACAAGGACCCUCUACAAAUGUUGUUUUCAAAAUAUCUACACUUUUUGUUUCCGAACGCAAAAUUUGUUUUAAUGAUACGAGAUGGCAGAGCAAUGGCCCAUUCUAUCAUAUCAAGGAAAUUGGAAUUAUAUACAUAUGAUAUUGAGAGUUAUAGAGGAACGUUGUCGACGUGGAACAAAAAUAUAGAAAGAAUGCAUAAACAAUGUAUAGAACUUGGAGAGAAGAUAUGUCAGUUGGUAUAUUACGAACAAUUAGUAUUGCAACCGGUUUCAACUACCAAGAACUUGUUUAAAUUUUUGGAAAUACCUUGGAGUAUCGCAGUUCUGCACCAUGAAAAAUAUACAAAUCAAAGUGAUUUCUCAAAAGCCGAGGCAUCCACCGAUCAGGUAUCAAAACCUCUGUAUUUGGAUGGACUCACGCAAUGGUUUGGUAACAUUCCAGAAGAUGUUGAAAAAGAUAUGUUGAAAAUUGCACCGAUGUUAAAUGUUUUAGGAUAUAAUCCAAAAGACAGGACUCCUAACUACGGAGAACCAGAUGAGUUUGUUAAAGAAAAGAUUGAGAAAGAAAAGCACAAUAACAUCACAAGUUAAUGUUGUUACAAUGGGCUGCACAAUAUUAAUCACAGCCCUUGUCAUUUCUCUAUGUCAGUGUGAUGAGAAAUUCAAAUAUGUAAUCCAAUAUGUUGAAAC
Styela clava is the source of this 1171-nucleotide messenger RNA. RefSeq names its product protein-tyrosine sulfotransferase-like. Gene Ontology annotation, biological process: peptidyl-tyrosine sulfation. Lineage: Eukaryota; Metazoa; Chordata; Ascidiacea; Stolidobranchia; Styelidae. The record is from RefSeq and is a predicted model, not a curated record. Gene Ontology annotation, molecular function: protein-tyrosine sulfotransferase activity. Gene Ontology annotation, cellular component: Golgi apparatus.